UCCUCCUCCGGCGGCCAUCGACCAAACUUCAAAGCGGGGAUUCGGUGUUUUAUCAGAUCUACGUCUUUGUGUCGAAAUGUGAACUUUUCUGAAGCUGGAACUUUACGGGAUGAAGAGCUCCGUGUUUUAAUCGCGGUACCACAGGAUCUCUUCUGUUUGUUGAAGUGGUGAGUUUUUUACUUGAGUCAUGGCUCGCGGCUGCAUCUGCUGUGUUAAAUACAUGCUCUUCCUCUUCAACCUGCUCUUCUGGUUGGGUGGGUGUGGCUUGUUGGGCGUUGGUGUGUGGCUGUCGGUGUCCCAGGGAAACUUUGCCACGCUGUCGCCUUCCUUCCCAUCACUGUCGGCCGCCAACCUAAUCAUCAUCCUUGGAACUGUUGUCAUGGUGACGGGUUUUCUAGGCUGCCUGGGUGCUAUUAAGGAGAACAAGUGCUUGUUGCUGAGUUUUUUUAUCGUUCUCUUGAUCAUCCUCUUGGCUGAACUGAUUCUCCUCAUCCUCUUCUUUCUCUACACUGACAAGGUGAGUGAUAACGCCCGGCAGGACCUGAAAGAGGGGCUGGUGCUGUACAAGACAGACAACAACGCUGGACUGAGGGAUGCCUGGAAUGUGAUACAGGGAGAGUGGCAUUGUUGCGGCGUGAUGAGCUACACCGACUGGCACGUUGCCCUGCAGGAGAACGUGGUUCCUGACCGCUGUUGCCAGGAGGUUUCACAGGGCUGCGGGCGCAACGCAUCUGGUGCCUUCUGGACACGGGGCUGCUAUGAGAAAGUGGAGGAGUGGCUGGAUGACAACAAACAUCUUCUAGGAACCAUCGCUAUGUGUGUGUUGGUCAUUCAGCUCCUUGGUAUGGCGUUCUCCAUGACGCUCUACCAACAAAUCCACCGAGCGGGGAAGAAGUACGAAGCCUGAGGGGAUUCAUUUAAAGUCAAGUA
This is a messenger RNA of Thalassophryne amazonica, 930 nucleotides long. RefSeq names its product tetraspanin-9. The coding region runs from base 188 to 907 and encodes 239 amino acids. Gene Ontology annotation, cellular component: membrane. NCBI's taxonomy places the organism in Eukaryota, Metazoa, Chordata, Actinopteri, Batrachoidiformes, Batrachoididae. The record is from RefSeq and is a predicted model, not a curated record. The transcript has 9 exons.